This is a messenger RNA of Colletotrichum abscissum, 483 nucleotides long. RefSeq lists its product as uncharacterized. The transcript is spliced from 3 exons. The record is from RefSeq and is a predicted model, not a curated record. Bases 1 to 483 code for a protein of 160 amino acids. Lineage: Eukaryota; Fungi; Ascomycota; Sordariomycetes; Glomerellales; Glomerellaceae.
AUGCUUGAGGUUGCCGAUGUGGAGGUAAUUCACCGCCGCAAGGCAACAAAUUACGAACGAUUCGGGAAGUUGAGAAGACUUGGCGGCGGCAUCGGACCCGGAAGGCCCGAGCUGGGACCGGAUGGGCAUCCGGCCGAGCCCACCGCCACCAGGGAACCCGAGCCUGAGCCGACGCCGUCAGGCGAGAUAUGCCUUGCGGGUUGGUCAGCGGUCUUUAUAGCGGGGUACAACGACUUUGGCUACGUCGCCUUCAAGCACGACGAUCUCUGCGGCCACAACUCGGUCCGUAUCAACGAAUUUAAGAUUGAUGGCACUGGCGACCUGGCCCAGAACAAGUCCAGGCUUGUGGCGGACGACAAGAGGUAUCCUGCUGGUGAGGUGGGCUCCAUGGAAGCCCCGUGUUUUGGCUCUUGUACGGUGGGACCGGCGUUUGUGUCGGCCAUGGGAAUCUUAAAGUUCCCCAAUACGCCCGUCUGCCAGUGA